AGGGAGGGCGUUGGCUGGGCCGGGGAGGGGAGGGGCGAGCCCUCACCUCCCCUGAAAUCCAUUGCUCACAGUCAGCCCGCCAGCCCACAGCAGCCGUGGUCCACCUCGCCCUCUCUCCGCAGACAUGUCGUCAAAGUACGCCGGUGGCCCUACAGAAACCGAACGCUGCAUCGAGUCGCUGCUGGCUGUCUUCCAGCGCUACGCCGGCCGGGAUGGCAACGCUUGUUCCCUCUCCAAACGCGAGUUUGUGACAUUCAUGGACACCGAGCUGGCGUCUUUCACGAAGAACCAGAAGGACCCAGCCAUCGUGGAUCGCAUGAUGAAGAAACUCGACAUGAACAAUGACGGCUCCUUGGAUUUCGGCGAGUUCUUGAACCUCAUCGGUGGCCUGGCGCAGGCCUGCCACGCCCAAGUCAUGGCAUCCCCGACCAGCGGUGGACCCAAGAGGCCAUGAUCCACUCCCUCUCGCCCAUCACCAGAGAAAUCCAGAACAUUCCAGAAAAAACGAUCUCGACAUGUGACCAACAUCAGAGGUCACGAUACACGUGGCACCAUCUACAUUUUCAUCAAUAAAAUUGAUGUGAAAAUUUA
Messenger RNA from Gekko japonicus, 591 nucleotides. Its product is annotated as protein S100-A11-like. Bases 125 to 454 code for a protein of 109 amino acids. NCBI's taxonomy places the organism in Eukaryota, Metazoa, Chordata, Lepidosauria, Squamata, Gekkonidae. Gene Ontology annotation, biological process: regulation of cell population proliferation. Gene Ontology annotation, cellular component: cytoplasm. The transcript has 3 exons. Gene Ontology annotation, molecular function: calcium ion binding; calcium-dependent protein binding. The record is from RefSeq and is a predicted model, not a curated record.